Messenger RNA from Xyrichtys novacula (pearly razorfish), 2865 nucleotides. The record is from the annotation of a GenBank genome assembly. NCBI's taxonomy places the organism in Eukaryota, Metazoa, Chordata, Actinopteri, Labriformes, Labridae.
AGAUAUUCUGUUUUGUUUCCGGGUCACGGAGCUGUUCGUAUAUUUACAGAUGAGUGAGCAUCUCUAUACGAGCAGACUGACCGUCGAUGAGAUGACAAACUUCCACUUUUCUUUUUCCAUUUUUGACUGUUGAACUUGAGGAAGAUGUCCGGGUGUCGGGAUGUUAAAGGUUUAUUCAGAGAGCAGCUGUUUGUCUCUGAACCAACAACAACUCUGUCCGGAUAUGAAGAGGAGGAGGAUCACCAAAGUAAAGAGCUGAGAGGGUUUCUGACCUUUUCUGUGGAGGGGAGAGUCUGUUUAUCUGAAAACUUGAUUUCUCUGAAUGUUUUAUAUCCUCACACAUCGUGUUAGCAAACUUAAGGGUCUUUCUCAUAUUAACACUCAGGUACUUAAUUGGCUGUCUGAGAAAACACUGUAAUAGGAGUACAUCUUUGUCUUUGAGGAUACAAUGAUCAGUCAGUUUGAUCUGCUCCUGUGAAGGACCGAUCACCCCUCCUGUGAAAAUUAUCAUCUCUGUUUAAUUUCCAUCUAAAGUAGGGUUGUCUUUGGUACUUUAGUUCAACUAGGGCUGUCAAAACUGGUCCAAGAAUGAGGAGAAUUUAAGUGCGCAUGUCAUAGACUGUCUAAAAGUCUCUUUUCUAAUUCAACUUUAUUUUUAUGACACUUUUCAGACAAAAAGAUGUAGUUCAAAGUGCCUCAGAGGCUAAAACAACAAUAAAACAACAAUAAAACCCGACUCACCCACACACACACACACCCAUGGACCCACACAUACACAUGUACACACAAGUGCACACAGAGUGAGAAUUUAAUAUAUAUUGUUAGAGACAUGGCCUGACACUGAGACAUUACGUGAGGAAAGAGCUACCUUUAGGAAACACUGGAGAUAAAAGAUAAAAAUGGUGAAAAGAGAAUAAAACCUGAUGGACUAAAACAAGAGAAUAAAAUGAACAGAUAAGUAAGAGCUCUUUACUGCAGAGCUCUUUAACAACUGAUACAGCUUUAAAUAAUGCAAAGAUUUGACUGUCAACCUUUAAAAUCUGCUCUGGACUUUUUGGGGGUAUAUAAAAAUAUCAUCAUAAAAUAUCACAAACGUAAGAUGAAGUUAAAACAUGAACUCUAAGCUUCUUUUUUUUUUUUUGAUUUUCAGUGUUUUCCACAGAGGUCCAGCAGCUGUCUGGGAUAAAAGAAGAGCCUCCUGAGCAGCAGGAGUAUGGCUCCAGUCUGGAUCUGGAGGACACAAAGCUCCUCGACAUUAAGGAGGAACAGGAGGAACUCUGGAGCAGUCAGGAGGGAGAGCAGCUUCAAGGGCUGAAGGAGGCUCACUUUCAAUUCACUCCUGUCUCAGUGAAGAGCGAAGGUGGUGAAGAUGAGCUUCACCAAAGACGAACAGAUCACAUAGACACACACAGUGAGAAUUGUGAAGGACCAGAACCAGCCUGGAACUCAAAUCUGGAAAGACAUUUACAACAAGUGACUGAGGUUGAGAUUGAGGACUCUUCUGAACCUGAGACUGAGGACAGUGAGGAUUAUUGUAAAGACACAAAAGACCGCCAGUCAGGAUUAAACAUAAAGGAGAUGAGCCCAAAGACGAGCAAAAAGCUGCACAGCUGCUCUCUGUGUGGGAAAACAUUCAAAAGAAACAGGCGUCUAACGAAACACAUGAUUAACCACACACGAGAGAAACACCUCAGCUGCUCUGAGUGUGGGAAAACAUUCAAAAGAAAUGGACAUCUAAACAAACACAUGAUUAAUCACACAGAAGAGAAAUGCCUCAGCUGCUCUGAGUGUGGGAAAACAUUCACCCAAAAGGGAACUCUGAACAGACACAUGAUAACUCACACAGGCGAGAAACCCUUCAGCUGUUCAUGGUGUAACAAAAGCUUCUACUCCAAAGAAAAUAUGACCCAGCAUAUGUUAGUUCACACAGGAGAGAAACCCUUCAGCUGCUCUGUGUGUGGCAAAAGAUUCACCCAAGGAGGAAAUCUGGCCAGACACACCUCAGUUCACACAGGAGAGAAACCCUUCAGCUGCUCUGAGUGUGGUAAGAAAUUUACACAGAAAGGAAAUCUUACCCAACAUAUGUCAGUUCAUAGAGAAAAGAAACCCUUCAGCUGCUCUGUGUGUGGUAAAAGAUUCAAAGAAAUGAUUUAUCAGGUUCGACACAUUAGAAUUCAUCGAGAGAAACCCUGAGAGAGGUCCGAUCAUGAACUGAAUUCACAUGGCACAACAGAGAGGAAAUCCAGUUUAUCAAAUGGUCAGGUUGAAAACACAUUUGUUUGAUGUUUUUAUUAUUUUGUUGUUUUGACUUUAGAGUGUCUGUGAAGCUACACAAUCUGUUUGUAUUACUGUAAAUAAGUUCUACACGAAGAAACCAGCUCAAGAUUAGAGAUACUUUAUGGCUUUGAAUUAUGCACUUAUAAUGUUUUAACUAAUAUCUGUAGAUAUAUUCCUAAUAUUAUGAAUUUGAGUGAAUUGUAAUGAAGUGUGUGGGUGCAGUAGUGUGUUGUGUCUUUGCCUCGAACCAAAAACGGACAACUUUCAUCUUGAUUUUAUUACAUUUUUAACUGAUGUAAAACUACCGGGGUCUACUUUGUAUUAUGUACUUGGUCUCACUCACAGUGAGUCUGUUAGCCAAGUUAGACAGCUGAUAAACACAAGUGCGUCCACAAAGACUGUCACUCAGACUAAAUGAAAUAUAGACUGUCAUACAAGAAAUUAAAAUCUCAACUAUUGGCUGUAAUCUCAGCCUUGACAGCUUGCGCAAAGCGACCUAAAGUCAGCCAUUUCAAUAUGUCCAAGCAUCCCCACUCAUAGCCAUAUCAUUAAGGUCUGUAAUAAACUAAACCAUUUGUAAAUCUGUCA